This is a messenger RNA of Rotaria sp. Silwood1, 312 nucleotides long. The record is from the annotation of a GenBank genome assembly. Lineage: Eukaryota; Metazoa; Rotifera; Eurotatoria; Philodinida; Philodinidae.
AUGUUAUAUUUUGAAUUAAAUGAAAAUUUUUGGAUCAAACUCAUUUAUCUUCGUUUAGAUCGUCGUGACAGUACAAGUCUUCGAUUUUAUCUUGGCAAAGAACUUCGCCAAUAUGAUAUUGGCUAUUUUACUUUUGGCCUAAUUGCUGAUCCAACUGGAAUAGCCAUUCCACCAAGAGUCAAUGAAUUUGUGAUUGAUUCUUAUUGUCCAGCCAUAGCUACUAAGAAUUUUCCUGAAUCUGGCAUUACAGUGAUAUCUGCGUUUCCACAUACUCAUUUGCAAGGCAAGUUCAAUUUGCAUGUACAAAAAUAA